AUGCUGAAACCACAUAAUUUUAUAUGUCAGGCAAAACAGUCAACUGUUCCAGCACAGACAUUUAAUUUCCCAGGAUUUGCUGAAGGAGUUAACCUACUAUCCCCUGCAAAGCAACAGGAGCUCCAACAUCUCCUAGACAGAGAACCAACAACAUCAUCCAUCAGUACAGCAACUACAGAGACCAGUGAGUCACCUGCAACGCCGACACCAUCCACCAAUGCAACAAUUCCGACACCAUUCACCGACGCAACAACUCCAAUGCCAUCGACCAGCACAACUCUGCCGCCAUCGACCAGCACAACUCUGCCGCCAUCGACCAGCACAACUCCAACGCCAUCGACCAGCACAACUCCAACGCCAUCGACCAGCACAACUCUGCCAAUGUCAUCGACCAGCACAACUCUGCCAAUGCCAUCGACCAGCACAACUCUGCCAAUGCCAUCGACCAGCACAACUCUGCCGCCAUCGACCAGCACAACUCUGCCGCCAUCGACCAGCACAAAUCCGAUGCCAUCGACCAGCACAACUCCAACGCCAUCGACCAGCACAACUCCAAUCUACCAAUCCGCAGCAGCUUGUAUCUCACCACAAUCACCAUCGCCACCUCCAAAAAAAUGUGACUGCAAUUUUGAAUUGAUGUACAAAGAACUGCAAUUGUACAUAACAAAAUUGAUGCGUUAA
This is a messenger RNA of Saccoglossus kowalevskii, 681 nucleotides long. RefSeq names its product mucin-5AC-like. The record is from RefSeq and is a predicted model, not a curated record. NCBI's taxonomy places the organism in Eukaryota, Metazoa, Hemichordata, Enteropneusta, Harrimaniidae.